Molecule: messenger RNA, 1617 nt
Organism: Odobenus rosmarus divergens (Pacific walrus)
Lineage: Eukaryota; Metazoa; Chordata; Mammalia; Carnivora; Odobenidae
Gene: CNP
Product: 2',3'-cyclic nucleotide 3' phosphodiesterase
Exons: 4
Coding region: 114-1376 (420 amino acids)
Biological process (GO): cyclic nucleotide catabolic process
Cellular component (GO): membrane; cytoplasm
Molecular function (GO): 2',3'-cyclic-nucleotide 3'-phosphodiesterase activity
Source: RefSeq, a predicted model, not a curated record
GCCCGGCACGGCCCGAAGUCGCGCGACCGCUGGGCUCCGUGUCCCUCCGCGCAGGCGGGCGGCCUCGGAGAGCUAGUGCGUGCCAAGGCGGCCGCGGCGGCGCCCCCCUCAUCAUGAACAGGAGCUUCUCCCGGAAGAGCCACACGUUCCUGCCCAAGAUCUUCUUCCGCAAAAUGUCCUCCUCAGGGGCCAAGGACAAGCCUGAGCUGCAGUUUCCUUUCCUGCAGGAUGAGGAGACCGUGGCCACGCUGCAGGAGUGUAAGACCCUCUUCAUCCUGCGCGGCCUGCCCGGGAGCGGCAAGUCCACCCUGGCGCGGGUCAUCGUGGACAGGUACCGGGACGGCACCAAGAUGGUGUCUGCCGACGCCUACAAGAUUACCCCCGGGGGCCGAGGAGACUUCUCUGAGGAGUACAAGCGGCUGGACGAGGACCUGGCCGCCUACUGCCGCCGGGACGUGCGCAUCCUGGUGCUGGAUGACACCAACCACGAGCGGGAGCGGCUGGAGCAGCUCUUUGAAUUGGCCGACCAGUACCAGUACCAGGUGGUGCUGGUGGAGCCCAAGACGGCGUGGCGGCUGGACUGCGCCCAGCUCAAGGAGAAGAACCAGUGGCAGCUGUCGGCCGACGAGCUCAAGAAGCUGAAGCCGGCGCUGGAGAAGGACUUCCUGCCGCUCUACUUCGGCUGGUUCCUGACCAAGAAGAGUUCCGAGAGCCUCCGCAAAGCCGGCCAGGCCUUCCUGGAGGAGCUGAGCAACCACAAGGCCUUCAAGAAGGAGCUGCGACACUUCGUCUCUGGGGAUGAGCCCAGGGAGAAGAUCGAACUGGUCACCUACUUUGGGAAGAGACCCCCAGGCGUGCUGCACUGCACAACCAAGUUCUGUGACUACGGGAAGGCUGCGGGGGCAGACGAGUAUGCCCAGCAGGAUGUGGUGAAGAAGUCUUACUGCAAGGCCUUCACGCUGACUGUCACCGCCCUCUUUGUGACGCCCAAGACUACGGGAGCCCGGGUGGAGCUGAGCGAGCAGGAGCUGCCGUUGUGGCCAAAUGACGUGGACAAGAUGUCCCCCUCCGACAGCCUGCCCCGGGGGAGCCGGGCUCACAUCACCCUUGGCUGCGCGGGUGACGUGGAGCCCGUGCAGACGGGCAUUGACCUCCUGGAGAUUGUGCGGCAGGAGAAGGGGGGCAGCCGAGGCGAGGAGGUGGGUGAGCUCAGCCGGGGCAAACUCUACUCCUUGGGCAAUGGGCGUUGGCUGCUGAGCCUGGCCAAGAAGCUGGAGGUCAGGGCCAUCUUCACGGGAUACUACGGGAAGGGCAAACCUGUGCCCACACACGGCAGCCGCAAGGGGGGCGCCUUGCAGUCCUGCACCAUCAUCUGAGUGUUCUUGCCACUGUCAGCCCCCCACUCCUAGGAAGGGAAAGGCGGGGGAGAGGGAAGCAUGCCUUCUGCCUGAUCUUUAAGGUGUUUUUUUUUUUUUUUUUACUCAGAGUUAACCUUUCUGUAACUUUUUAAAACCUUGUAACUUUUCCUGCCCUCCCUUGUCCCCUCUAACACCCAAGCUUUCACCACAAGAUGGGGUGUGGGGAGCGCUGUUCAGGAACCCAGAGCAAAGCCGUAGC